Molecule: messenger RNA, 1248 nt
Organism: Fusarium mangiferae
Lineage: Eukaryota; Fungi; Ascomycota; Sordariomycetes; Hypocreales; Nectriaceae
Exons: 2
Coding region: 1-1248 (415 amino acids)
Biological process (GO): protein phosphorylation
Molecular function (GO): protein kinase activity; ATP binding
Source: RefSeq, a predicted model, not a curated record
AUGGAUCGGAUUCCGACUACAGACUCUCCGCCCAGCAGCCUAACACAGCCAGCGCCACUGAUCGAAGACUUACUUUUCGAAGGAGAAGAUGAUCAAGAUUGGGGCGAUUUCGUCGACUCCGAUGAAGAGCCCGAUGUCGAAUUUGCAUGUGAAAAUAUCAACUUCUACCCUAGAGGUUUAUGCUAUUCAACCUCAAUCGGUGAGAUUAUCGUCGAGCGAUAUCGCAUCAUCCAUAAACUUGGCCAUGGCGCUUUUUCAACGGUUUGGAUGGCGCAGGAUAUGCUGGAAAACAGAGACGUCGCGCUCAAGAUCUUGAUGCUGAGGAAUCCCGACGACCGUGAUUAUGACAUGCAGAGCGAGAUAAUUGGCAAAGCAAAAGAUUUGACCUAUCUGUUGGUCUAUCAUCGAACAUUUCUGCUUACCAGUCCUCAUGGCCAACACCGCGUCUUUGUAUUUCCUCUCCAAGGACCAAACUUGAGAAAUCACCCACCCAGAAAAGCCCCCAUUGCUACAAGGAUGGCAUUUGCAGCACAAUUACUCCAGGCCUUGAAGGCACUACACGAGGCUGGAAUAGUUCAUUCGGACUUAAACACUGCCAACAUAAUGUAUACCUUUCGGUCCCUCAACAGUAGUAUAUCUGAAAAGUACAAGCAAAUCGGGCGACCGAGGAAGAUGAAACUAUGGACUGAGCAGUGGAAAGAUGGCGAACUGGUAAUGCCAAUGAAGCCAAAAGAGGAACUUAUAGGAGACUCCAUUGUCCUUGAAGACUUUGGUCUUGCUCAUAGAGCUGGUGCUUCGACUCAAAAGAUGCAGUCACCUGCUACCUACUGCGCUCCUGAACGGGUACACAACAUCAGCCCGUCGUAUGGCUCUGAUAUUUGGAGUUACAUGUGUAUCUUCUUUGAACUAUACACAGGAUCGUAUCUGUUUCAGGGCUGGGGACAUGCAUCAGUGGUGUCAUCUAUCGUUCAUACUCUUGGUUCCCUUCCAGACUCUUGGAAGGGAGCAUACCACAUCGGUGGCUCGGGUGAGGAUAAGUGGUAUGACAAAAAUGGGCAAAUAGAUCCAGAGUUUGAUCUGAUGGAGAGGCUCACUCAGCUUCGCCCUGAUGUUGAUGUAAGAGAACUGGAGCUGGUAGUGGCGAUACUACGAAGGGGUCUUGUCUACCAACACGAGAAACGGAUCACAGCAGCAGAGCUUCUAGAGAACGACUCAUUCGAGAAACUUAUGAGUAUCUAUACACAAUAA